AUGUCUUCCGCAGUAGUCAACGCCGACGACGAACUCGAGCCAACCCUCCAAUCGAUUCUCGACCAAAAGUCACUUCGAUGGAUCUUCGUAGGAGGCAAAGGAGGAGUAGGAAAGACCACAACCUCAUGUUCUUUGGCUAUCCAGCUCGCCAGAGUGCGCCGCUCUGUGCUUCUCAUCUCCACAGAUCCAGCACAUAAUCUGUCGGAUGCCUUUUCCCAGAAAUUCGGAAAGGAAGCGAGACUAGUGGAGGGGUACACGAAUCUCAGCGCGAUGGAAAUUGAUCCCAAUGGCAGCAUUCAGGAUCUUAUUGGGCAGGCGGAUGACCAAGAGGGAGAGGUUGCUGGGGGAAUGGGUAUGAUGCAGGAUUUGGCAUAUGCUAUCCCAGGUAUCGAUGAAGCCAUGUCCUUCGCCGAAGUUCUAAAGCAGGUCAAAUCGCUCUCCUACGAAACCAUUAUUUUCGAUACCGCUCCUACCGGCCACACACUCCGCUUCCUCCAGUUCCCAACAGUUCUCGAGAAAGCCUUAGCCAAGAUUUCCGCCUUAUCAACGCAGUUCGGUCCUAUGUUGAACGGAAUCCUCGGCGCCAACGGAGGUCUUCCAAAUGGUCAGAGUCUACCUGAAAUGAUGGAGAAACUAGAAGGACUGCGUGAGACUAUCAGCGAAGUAAACGGACAAUUCAAAGACGAAAACAUGACUACAUUCGUCUGUGUCUGCAUACCCGAAUUCCUGUCCCUCUACGAGACCGAACGAAUGAUUCAGGAGCUGGCAAACUACAACAUCGACACACACUCCAUCGUCGUCAACCAAUUGUUGUUCCCGAAAGCGGGAAGUGACUGCGAUCAGUGUAACGCGAGGCGGAAAAUGCAAAAGAAGUAUCUGGGACAGAUUGCGGAGUUAUAUGACGACUUUAAUGUGGUCAAGAUGCCGCUGUUAGUAGAGGAAGUUAGGGGGAAAGAUCGGCUGGAAAGCUUUAGCGAAAUGCUGAUCAAGCCUUAUGUCCCGCCUGCGGGGGGUUUGUAG
Glarea lozoyensis ATCC 20868 is the source of this 1020-nucleotide messenger RNA. RefSeq names its product P-loop containing nucleoside triphosphate hydrolase. Lineage: Eukaryota; Fungi; Ascomycota; Leotiomycetes; Helotiales; Helotiaceae. Gene Ontology annotation, cellular component: GET complex. The record is from RefSeq and is a predicted model, not a curated record. Bases 1 to 1020 code for a protein of 339 amino acids. Gene Ontology annotation, molecular function: ATP binding; ATP hydrolysis activity. Gene Ontology annotation, biological process: post-translational protein targeting to endoplasmic reticulum membrane. The transcript has 2 exons.